Molecule: messenger RNA, 2922 nt
Organism: Oncorhynchus gorbuscha (pink salmon)
Lineage: Eukaryota; Metazoa; Chordata; Actinopteri; Salmoniformes; Salmonidae
Product: zinc finger protein 569-like
Exons: 6
Coding region: 282-2822 (846 amino acids)
Biological process (GO): regulation of transcription by RNA polymerase II; central nervous system development
Cellular component (GO): nucleus
Molecular function (GO): RNA polymerase II cis-regulatory region sequence-specific DNA binding; DNA-binding transcription factor activity, RNA polymerase II-specific
Source: RefSeq, a predicted model, not a curated record
UGACGUGACGUAUAAUCUAGUGGACGGGACACCUCUUCGACAACGACAGCUAAUCAGUCACUUAGAUAGCUUGCUAGCCAACAAAUACGAACAUAUUUGAGCUAUUUAGACGUUUUCGGUGUAUAUUAAUCACUGUGUUUUAAACACACGUCUGUCGUAUCUACUAGUUACCCAUCCCAGCUUCAUAUUUACGUUGUCGGGUUGCUAACUGGUUAAAUUAGCAUUAGGCUAGUAGCUUAUGCUAACUAUCUAAAUUGGCUUUCUUAAUAACAUUCCGGACCAUGAGCUCACUAAACUACUCUCCCCCUGCAAAAGAAGAGGACGUCUGCUGGACCGAGAAACAGGGUAUGUGGCUUAAUAUUGUCGUGAAAGAAGAGGAGGAAGAGAAGGAUGUCACAGUGAAAGGCGAUGAAGAAGCUUCCAGAGUGAAAGCUGAGGAUCAGGAAGAGAUUACUGUCACAACGAAAGAGGAGGACGAGGAAGAAGAGUAUGAGACUGGAGAUAUGAUUAACACCACAGAGAGACCAGACUUGGCAGAGGAACCAGAGCCAGAGACUUCCGAACCAGCAAGACGACAUCACUGUUCCUACUGUGGAAAGAGCUUUAACCAGUUAGGGGACCUAAAGAAACACGAGAGGAUACAUACAGGAGAGAAGCCUCACAAAUGCUCCCAGUGUGGACAGUGUUUUACCUGGUUACAGAAUCUAAAACAACAUCAAAUAAUACACACAGGCGAGAAGCCUUACCAAUGCUCUCAGUGUGAAAAGGCUUUUACCCGGUUAGCACAUCUGAAAGAACAUAAAAUAGUACACACGGGAGAAAAACCUUUCCACUGCUCUCAGUGUGAAAAGCGAUUUACCAAGUUAGGGAUCCUAAAACAGCACGAGAAGACGCACACCGAAGAAAAGCCCUACCAUUGCUCUCAGUGUGGAAAAAUAUUUUCCUUAGCAAAGUACCUGAAAGAGCAUGAAAAAAUACAUACAGGAGAAAAACCUGGAGAGAAGCUUUUUCUCUGCUCCCUGUGCGGAAAGAGUUUUACCCAGUCAACCCACCUGAAAUCCCACACAAGAACACACACGGGGGAGAAGCCUUAUCAAUGCUCCGUUUGUGGGAAGAGUUUUUCUCAAUCAAGUUGUCUGAAAAAACAUAAGAGAAUACACACCGGAGAGAAGCCUUACCACUGCUCCCUGUGCGGAAAGAAUUUUACCCGGUUAGAUUACCUGAAAUCACAUAACAGAACACACACAGUUGAGAAGCCUUUACACACAGUUGACACAGUUGAGAAGCCUUUACACACAGUUGAGAAGCCUUUACACACAGUAGAGAUGCCUUUAAACACAGGAGAGAUGCCUUUAAACACAGGAGAGAAGUCCUCAUUGGAAGAUGGGGUAGAGGCUGACACAAUGGAAGAGGAGGUGGUAGACACUUUCAGAAUUAAAAAGGAGGAAGAGGAGGCAAUCACAUUGAAAGAAGAUGUUCCUACAGUGAAAGAAGAGAAAGAACCCCUUGGAGUAAAAGAGGAAGAGGAGGCUAUCACAUUAAAUGAAAAGGAGGAUGUUCUAAUGGAAGAAGAGGAAGAACCUGUUGGAGUGGAAGAGAAGGUUAUCUCAAAAGAGGAAGACGUUUUGGGAGUAAAAGAAGGCGGGGAUGAGGAGGACGAGCCUGAAGAUCCGAAUAACACAAUGUUGUUUAUCCAGCUCACUAAACUACUCUCCCCUGCAAAAGAAGAGGACGUCUGCUGGACCGAGAAACAGGGUCUGUGGCUUAAUAUUGUCGUGAAAGAAGAGGAGGAAGAGAAGGAUGUCACAGUGAAAGGCGAUGAAGAAGCUUCCAGAGUGAAAGCUGAGGAUCAGGAAGAGAUUACUGUCACAACGAAAGAGGACGAGGAAGAAGAGUAUGAGACUGGAGAUAUGAUUAACACCACAGAGAGACCAGACUUGGCAGAGGAACCAGAGCCAGAGACUUCCGAACCAGCAAGACGACAUCACUGUUCCUACUGUGGAAAGAGCUUUAACCAGUUAGGGGACCUAAAGAAACACGAGAGGAUACAUACAGGAGAGAAGCCUCACAAAUGCUCCCAGUGUGGACAGUGUUUUACCUGGUUACAGAAUCUAAAACAACAUCAAAUAAUACACACAGGCGAGAAGCCUUACCAAUGCUCUCAGUGUGAAAAGGCUUUUACCCGGUUAGCACAUCUGAAAGAACAUAAAAUAGUACACACGGGAGAAAAACCUUUCCACUGCUCUCAGUGUGAAAAGCGAUUUACCAAGUUAGGGAUCCUAAAACAGCACGAGAAGACGCACACCGAAGAAAAGCCCUACCAUUGCUCUCAGUGUGGAAAAAUAUUUUCCUUAGCAAAGUACCUGAAAGAGCAUGAAAAAAUACAUACAGGAGAAAAACCUGGAGAGAAGCUUUUUCUCUGCUCCCUGUGCGGAAAGAGUUUUACCCAGUCAACCCACCUGAAAUCCCACACAAGAACACACACGGGGGAGAAGCCUUAUCAAUGCUCCGUUUGUGGGAAGAGUUUUUCUCAAUCAAGUUGUCUGAAAAAACAUAAGAGAAUACACACCGGAGAGAAGCCUUACCACUGCUCCCUGUGCGGAAAGAAUUUUACCCGGUUAGAUUACCUGAAAUCACAUAACAGAACACACACAGUUGAGAAGCCUUUACACACAGUUGAGAAGCCUUUACACACAGUUGAGAAGCCUUUACACACAGUUGAGAAGCCUUUACACACAGUAGAGAUGCCUUUACACACAGUAGAGAUGCCUUUAAACACAGGAGAGAUGCCUUUAAACACAGGAGAGAAGUCCUCAUUGUAAAUAAGAUUUUUUUUCUUAAUUAACUUGCCUGGUAAAAAAAGAUAUGAAUAUGAAGAAUGUAGUAAUGUCUAGUAAUGUCUAGUAAUGUCUAGUAAUGUCU